Messenger RNA from Python bivittatus (Burmese python), 2741 nucleotides. The record is from RefSeq and is a predicted model, not a curated record. NCBI's taxonomy places the organism in Eukaryota, Metazoa, Chordata, Lepidosauria, Squamata, Pythonidae.
CGGAAAAGCGGAGACGAGAGGGGACGGCUUUCACAACGGAGGAGCAUAGAGGGAGCCCGAGGGUCCUUGGUCGCGCGGGAAGCUUUAUUUAAGGAGGAAGGUUUCGCCGCGGCCUUCCCCACGAUGCCGGUGACACGGCCCCGAUAAGAUGGCGGCCGCUCGCCUAAAGAAGGGGAGCGGGAGAGCGGCCGGGCCAAUGAUUAGAUCAUGAAAGAAGCAAUAUCGCUUUCUAGCUGCGUAAAGAGGCAGAAGGCUCUGAGGCUGAAGUGACACAGUGCCAGCACAUCUGGCCACAAGAUGGGGGAAUGGCAGAGGAUCUUCCUGCAGAACCUAACAGUGCCUCCACGUAACCCGAGGAGACGGAAUUUGCCACCCCAGCGUUCAGUGCCUUUUCAGUGCGUCUUGAAGAGCGUGCAGGGGAAUGCCCUGAAACAAAAAGCUCUGGAGAACAUGUUGGAUGUGGAAUUCCAGCUGAGGCUUUCCCUCUUUGACCUUGCCUAUCACCACUUCUUUGGCAAGACUUGGAGAAGCACCACAAGGCCUCUGAAAUCCGCCCCGGGGCAGCUCCCCUCCGUGGUCUUCAAUGAGGCGGUUUAUUUUCACACGUCUUUGGAUCAUCCCAGCAUCCUACUGGUCCUGGAGGUCGUGGCCACGGCUGAGAAGAGGCAGGACGCAGGCCCCCAGGAGCUGUCAUGCGGCUUCGGGGUCCUCCGUUUGUUUAACAGCAAAUCCGAGCCAGCGAAUUUGAACUUGACAGGCAAAGGGCUCAGUUUGUACCCUGGGACCCCACGCGCUCUCUUGCACCCACUGCUGUUGGAGCCCAUAGAGAAGAACAAGUACUUAACAGCGAUGGAAAACAGUCAGCUCCAGUGCACUUUUCAGCCCCACCCACCCUUGGAGGUCAUCUACCAUCUCCUUCCUGAGAAUACCCCCGUAUCCAGCUCGCAGAGUAUCCCUGGGGUCUUAGCAGCACCUGAAGGAGACUUCUUGCAGAAGCCCCGACUCAUGAAGACGCUGACGUGGUACUUGGAGAAGCUGACUGUCCACCUGUACCCUUCCUUGGAGAAAUUUGAGGAGGAGCUCUUGAACUUACUCGUGAAGGAGCAGGGUAAUUCGAUCCUGGAUGGGACCUCCCUCGCUAUACAGGAGCGCCGGCUGCAUGUCGGGGUCCACAAUGGCUUGUGCUUCGUGCAGCCCCCGCAAGUGGUCGUGGUGGUCCCAGUGGCGCUGCCAGAGGCCGAUAGAGCACGGGGAAGUACCGGCAGCGUGCGCCAGAAACAAGGAAGCCCUCUCAAGGGCAGUGCUGAGGGGCAAGCUCUUAUCCUGCGAAGCCACAUUCACCUGGCAGAGAUGGUGCAUCACCCAGCUUUUGGAGUGGUCUUCCUGUUGGAAUAUGUCUUCUCUGUUGCAAGUGGACCUGAUGGGAAGGUGAAGCAGGUGGAAUCCGGCACCAUUGCAUUUCACUUCUCCACCAGCUCUGACGAGCGACCCAGAACCGCUGCAAAAGCCCCAAGCAUUAAGAGAGAAGAGCUGCUCUCCCCCAAGGCCAAGAGUCCACCUGUCACAUCCCCCGGUUCACCGCCUUCCCACCAGAUGCUUGUUUCCAGCCAGGAUUAUUCUCAGGGUCCUGGGCUGUCGCUGUCUCAGCUUUCAGUGUCUCCAACAAACAGGAGCCACCACGCUUUGCCGCAGCCGGUCAGCAGCACUCAACCAUCCCAGUCCUUGGAAAACCUUCCGCCGGCUCGAGAGCCGGAGAAACCCCAAGGGGCCAUCACUCACUUGGAGUCUGACCUCAGCUGUGACUCCCGGCUUGGGGAUUGCUCCACAAUGGACCAGCUCCAGCCAAUGCCCUUUACGCCGGUCCACGUGCCCAUCCUUGCCCUGGGAGGAGCACAUUUGCGAAGCCCGAGCACUGCCCCCACCCGGGCUUCUCUUGCCCGCCUGCGCACAGCUGGAUUCCCUGAGCUUCUGGAUUGCAACAAGGAGCCGGUUGAAAUGGUGGAUCCCGCUGACCCCGCACGCUACAGCCCCCAGCGGGAAGAAGGCGAUCUCUUGCAAAACAACGAAAUCAACUUGCAGUUCCUUGCCUUUAGCAGGCCUGCCCGGGACAGCCCUGCGACGUGGCCCCAGAGCAUCUAUUUCACCCUCCAGUUUUACCGGUUCCCCCCAGUCACCACGCCACGUCUGCAGCUGGUCCAGACAGAGGCCUCCGGGGCAGCCAGCCACAUCUUGGUGCCAAUCAACCGAGACGGGACCCUGAACCUCGGCUCCCCUGGUUUCCAUCUGAAAUACAUGGUGGACCUGGGUUUCCUUAAGCCAGGCGAGCAGCGCUGGUUUCUCCAAUACCUCUCCCAGCACACCCUGCAAAUAGACGUCUGGGACGGAGACUCCUUGCUUCUGGUGGGAUCUGCUGCUGUGAAGCUGAAGCACUUGCUUCGCCAAGGCCGGACAGCGGUUCAGGUCUAUCAUGAGCUGGAGGUCAUCACCACAGAGUACAAACCAGAUGCAACUGUGAUGAGUGGAGAGGUUUUCCGGCCGUGGGGGGUGAAGCCCAUCGGGGUCCAUGUGGUCGUGAGGGGCCAGCUUCACCUCCGCCUGGCAAACAUUGUGGGGUUCUCAGGGAGCAGCCCUUCAACCCACCCCCAACCCAACCAGUCUUACCAAGAUGUCCGAAAGGUUUUGCAUGGCUCUGGCGUGGAGUUGCACCCUUUCGCCAGCUCAGAAGAACGAGAUUCGUCUCG